Molecule: messenger RNA, 2325 nt
Organism: Corticium candelabrum
Lineage: Eukaryota; Metazoa; Porifera; Homoscleromorpha; Homosclerophorida; Plakinidae
Product: zinc finger protein 862-like
Exons: 1
Coding region: 1-2325 (774 amino acids)
Molecular function (GO): protein dimerization activity
Source: RefSeq, a predicted model, not a curated record
AUGUCUCUCCUGCGAUACUAUCGAAAGCGAUCUCGAAUCGAGGAAUCGGAUUCUUCUGAAAGUGAAGACGAAAAACAGCCUCAAAUCUCCCAAGUUCGUUUGGUCUCUGAUCAAGAAUCCAACGACGACGAAGGCUCGUCGCAGUUCUGCGGCGACCCUAUCAACGACGAUAACGACGAAGACGGUGAGCUUAUCGACGACGAUAACGACACGGACAGCGAGCUUAUAGACGACGACGACGACGCCGAGAAUGCGAUUCAAGUAGCGGCGUCUACUUCGAGUCAUCCUACUUCUAAGAGUUCGAAUUCGAAGCGAUCGUCCCGAUUUCGAAUUGAGUGGCUGACGGGGAGAAGCUGGCUUAAGUACGAUCGUUCUACAAGGGGUAUGACGUGUAAUAUUUGCCAGAAGCACUGCUCUGGAGCUCGGCCAUUCAAGCACGAAUCAUGGCUAAAGAAGCCCUGUACGCGAUUGCGGCUUGAAAGUAUAAUUAGACACGAAGAAUGCGAGUCACAUAUCACGUGUGUGAGGUUGGAGCGUCUCGCUUCCAAGCCAAACGUUGCGUCUGCUAUCCAUCCUGUUGUUCCUGCUCAAGGAAUCGAGCAAGCAAUUGGUUGUCUCUAUUUCAUUGCUAAGCGGCGUUUGGCUCACACUACCAAUUUUGAACCGAUCCUAGAUCUGGCUUCGUGGUUGGGAGUAGAAAUUAAAAGCAAGAUUAGAGUAGCUAGAAAUGCUAUCUACACCAGUCAUAAAUCGAUACAAGAGAUGCUUUACGUCAUAUCUGAGCUCCUUGAAAAAAGAUCUCUCGACGAAUUGAAAGAUUCUGAGCAUUUUGCUUUAAUGUUUGACGAGACGACGGAUUGCACUACGCAAGAGCAGCUGGCAAUUCACGGUCGCUACAUUGAUAAUGCUACAGGAGAACUCAAAUGCACUUUCUUAAAAGUAGUGGACUUAUUGCAACCCGAAGUUGAGAGCGCUGCUGCAGGCGGGAAUAGCUGCAUUAGAGCAGGAGCAGAAACUAUUACACGUCGCAUCGAAGAGUUUAUUGAGGUUUCGGGCGUAGACCGUAGAAGACUUAGAGGAAUUGGAACAGACGGUGCAUCGACAAUGGUUGGUUGCAGAAACGGUGUAGUUGCUAGGCUAAAACGCACGGUUCCUACUGCUGUUGGAGUCCACUGUGCGGCACACCGACUGAAUCUUGCAUCAACUCAGGCAUCAAAGGCAGUGCCAUACGUCAAAGCAUUUGACAAUAUUCUUCGUCAAAUUUUUGAUUUCUUUGACAAUAGUGCCGUUAGGACGGCAGGGUUGGAAGCAAUCCAGGCGCUGCUUCAUGAAAAGGGAAAAAUGGUUGCACCUUGCGCAACAAGAUGGCUGAGCAUCGAGCGAAGUGUCAGCCGUCUUAAAGCCUGCUUUGCAUCUGUCAGCGUCAGUCUCCAGCGAGAGGCGCAGGAGAGACACGACGCUAGAGCUUUGGGCAUUAACGCAAUGAUAACAAAGCACAAGUUUAUAACGACCAUGCUCUUAAUGUGCGAUGCUUUGCCGCACGUUUCGCGCCUCUCAAAAAUAUUUCAACAUGAACACUGCGAUUAUAGCAGUAUUCCAGGAGCGCUUUUGUUGACGAAGGAGGCUCUUAAGCGACUAAAAACUGUCGACGGUAUGCAUCUUCGCCAAUUGCCGGAAUUUUUGGAGAAACUGAAGUCAUCGGGGAUCGUUAUUACACGUGACCCGAAUGACAAUGAAAUGACUUUCACAAAUAACAUCAAAACACCUUAUCUCUCCAGCCUGCUCUCUAACAUCGAAAAAAGAUUUGAAGAUCAAGGAGUAAUGACGUCCUUUACCGUCUUCAAUCCGGAUGCGUUGCCAUUGCCUGAUUCUGGAGAAGAGUUUGCCGAGUACGGCAACGGUGAAAUAGAAAAGCUCUUCACUCAUUUUCAUCCUUCUGACGUAGACGAAUUUGUUGAGGAAAGCCUUGAGGAAUGGUCAAGCUACAAGGAGCGUCUAGCGAUAAAUAGGAGAGAAUCGGCGUCAUACACUUGCAAAGAAGUUCUGGACGAUCUAUGCGGUGACUUAUCAACCAAAAGAAUGUUUCCCAAGCUUUCAUCAAUAGCAUGCAUUUGCAGAGUUAUUCCGAUGCACACAGCCAGUGUUGAGCGCACUUUCUCUCAACUAAACUUGAUAAAAACGGAUAUACGAAAUCGAAUGAGCGAAAGAACCCUGGACGCACUGCUAAGUAUUGCCGUAAACGGUCCUUCUUUGGAAAAUUUUUCCGUGAAAGAUGCUGCGAAACUGUGGGCUCUAAAGAAGAAUCGCAGACUUUCGGUAAAAUAA